Messenger RNA from Owenia fusiformis, 1146 nucleotides. The record is from the annotation of a GenBank genome assembly. NCBI's taxonomy places the organism in Eukaryota, Metazoa, Annelida, Polychaeta, Sabellida, Oweniidae.
AGUAAUUCAGGAAGUCAAACAGAAUAUUUUCUCAGAAGAUUUUCAGCACAGGAUAAAUGCAAUGUUUACUGGAGUUAUAAAGCCGCAUUAUAAAUCCUAUACUAGUAUUAGAAAUACAUCAAUGAAUUGGAGCUCGUAUGGUUCAAAAUAGAUCGGUUUUGACAGUGGCUCCUCCCGGGUGGUUACACCUUUUACUUACGUUUAAAUAGCCUUCGAGGUACAGCAAAUACUUUAAAUAUGACCAACUUCCCCUGGAAACGAUCUGUAGAGAGAUAUUUUACAAAUGUCCUGACUGCAAGGGUGAUUGUACUGGUAGCUAUCACAAUACAGACAUCUACAUCGGUAAGUGGUUCAGGGACUGACUACAGUAUGGCUACACGAUGUCACAAUUAUCGAACUACUUUAAACCUCACCGACAGUCAGUAUAUGAAUUUAUAUUUAAAACGAUCUGGCAUGACUUUAGAGAAUCCCUUAACUUGUACUAUACGUGUUGUCUCUACCACACAAGCGAGUAUGUACGUUAGGUUUUUAGGCAAUUAUAGAAUCGGAGUAACAGGGUUCAUUGGCAUCUCCAUAAGACAACGAAACAAGGAAGGGAUAAACAUAUAUCACGAGACAACCGAGGGAAUUGAAUAUGUUGUUGGAAGAGCUACGGCCACUUGGUUUGGAGUCAAAGGGAAAUCCAUCUUAGGUAGAUCGGUACACGAGCAAUACCCCCGGUCUAUGGGUAGACUGACUACGAUGAAGAUUGGAAGCCCAUUCUUCAUUUAUUACACAGGAAAUCCUAGAGAGGAUAACUUCCAAAUACAGAUAUCACAUAACGACUUUGACCAAUGUGACGAUAAUAUAAUAAUGUCCCCAUGUCUAAAUGGUGGCACUUGUAUUGAUGGUCAUAUGAACUAUACGUGCAUUUGUAAAAUCGGUUACCAAGGAGAUCGAUGCGACGAAAAGGUACGCCCAUCCUGUUCGAUUGGAACUCCGUGUAACAACCACAAUCAAAAGUGCAUUCAACUGAAUAACACUCACCACAGGUGUGAUUGUAUUGAAGGCUAUGUGUGUGCGAACCAAAUCCAUGUUUGAAUGGAGCGAAAUGUAUCAUAGCGACAGAAGCAAGAUGCAGAUGUGCAUAUGGCUACAGAGGAUCAU